AUGACAUUCUACUCCGUUCCUUUGACGGCGAAACACACAAGUCACUCUUCUGCUUCAGGCAGCGUGCUUAAUGGGCUAGAACCUUUAAAUUCUCAAGGACAGGAGCAUCGUCAGGCAGGUGUCUUCGGGGUGCGACCUGGGCAAGCUACUUGGUCUCUUGACGAAGUGCGAGACUUCGUCAUCGCCGGCAACGUUGAUAAUCUGAAUGCUUUCACUAAACUGCGUUUUACUGGCUACACUCGCUUGGAACGCCUUGAAGAAGAAAUGGCGGAGGAUGAAUCCAUCUUGGUUUGCUCUCUACCACCUGGUGCUCUGGUCCGGGCAUUGCUUGUCGGUGAGAUGCGCGAGAUGUGCAAGAGACACAAUAUCCAAGCUAACCGAGCUGAUGUUAAGGCCUCCCUUCGGGAAAAGCUGAUCGAACACGAAUGCAGCCCAGGUUGCGGCCAGCACGUCACCUUAUUUACCCCUAUUGACGACAGCGGUCCUGGCGACGGUCAAGGGAAACCAAUAGCGAAGGCUUUCACUUUGGGCGAUAUACGGGAAUGGGUAGACGAUGAGGAAGUCUUGAAAAGGUCCGGACAAGACAGCACUCACAUUGGUCAAGCUCACGAGGCAGGUGGAUCACGUUCAGAAGGGUUUCAUUGA
This is a messenger RNA of Coprinopsis cinerea okayama7#130, 645 nucleotides long. RefSeq lists its product as hypothetical. Lineage: Eukaryota; Fungi; Basidiomycota; Agaricomycetes; Agaricales; Psathyrellaceae. The record is from RefSeq and is a predicted model, not a curated record. Bases 1 to 645 code for a protein of 214 amino acids. The transcript has a single exon.